GAGCGAGCAGUUAACGAGCAGAUCGCGAGCGGAAAAUAACAUAAAAAACCUCAUUUAAAAAACCCGAAAACAAUUAUGGAUCGUUGGCUAAAUCGUGUUGCUGUUGUCACUGGCGCCAGCUCUGGCAUUGGAGCUGCCUGCUGUCGUGAUCUGGUGGCCAAGGGCAUGGUUGUGGUGGGACUCGCACGCCGCGAGGAUCGUCUGCAGGAGCUCAAGGACUCGCUGCCGGCGGAGCAGGCCAAGCGCUUCCAUCCUCGCAAGUGUGAUGUUAGCCAGGAGCAGGAAGUGAUUGACACCUUUGCCUGGAUCGAUGCCCAGCUGGGUGGUGCUGAUGUUUUGGUCAACAAUGCGGGUAUUGUUCGUCCCGGUGUUGGUAUCAUCAGCGAAGGCAAUUCCAGUGAUUUGCGUGCGAUUUUGGACACCAAUGUCUUGGCCGUAUCCUGGUGCACCCGGGAGGUGUUCCGUUCAUUGCAGAAACGUAACAUCGAUGAUGGACAUGUCCUCAUAGUGAAUAGUGUGGCUGGUCAUCGGGUGCCCAUUAUGCCGGGCAUGAGUAUGGGCAUGUAUGCGCCCUCCAAAUUUGCCAUCACAGGUUUAACGGAGGUACUGCGUCAGGAGUUUAUCAACAGCAAGACCAAGACCAAGAUCACGAGCAUCAGUCCUGGAGCCGUUGAAACUGAGAUUGUGAGCAAGGAAGUCCUGCUUUCUUUCCCUGAACUGCCCAUGCUCCGGUCUGAGGAUGUGGCCGAUGCCGUGACCUACUGCAUCCAGACUCCACCGAAUGUCCAGAUUCAUGAGCUGACCAUCAAGCCCGUGGGCGAGACCCUCUAAGUGUCACCUUUACCCCUGUUCCCUGGACUGUGUUUAGCUUUUAAGGCUCUACGCUUGAUAUUAUAAAUGUUAAUUGUUUUUUUGUGAAAAAGUCGAAACAAAGGUGUUUUUAAGUAAGAUUUAA
Molecule: messenger RNA, 955 nt
Organism: Drosophila serrata
Lineage: Eukaryota; Metazoa; Arthropoda; Insecta; Diptera; Drosophilidae
Product: farnesol dehydrogenase
Source: RefSeq, a predicted model, not a curated record